Neospora caninum is the source of this 1746-nucleotide messenger RNA. RefSeq lists its product as hypothetical. Gene Ontology annotation, biological process: nuclear-transcribed mRNA catabolic process, nonsense-mediated decay; positive regulation of translation. The record is from RefSeq and is a predicted model, not a curated record. Gene Ontology annotation, molecular function: mRNA binding. Gene Ontology annotation, cellular component: cytoplasm; nucleolus. The coding region runs from base 1 to 1746 and encodes 581 amino acids. The transcript is spliced from 9 exons. NCBI's taxonomy places the organism in Eukaryota, Apicomplexa, Conoidasida, Eucoccidiorida, Sarcocystidae.
AUGCCGCCUCGAGGAGUGCCCGCCUGUCGCCCCCGCGGGGAGAGGCGGCACGACGACGGCUCUGCCGACGGCGCGGCGUCCUCGGGAGGCGUGGGUCUCCGUCGCGCUUUUGUUCCAGGAAUGAUUUUGACGAAGCAGUCGCUGAUCCCCGUAAAAGCUUCGCCCGCGUACCCUGCAGGCGGAGGGCGAGAGAGAGGCGCGGGCUCGCCCUCUCGACCGCAUGCCCCGUCCUCUCGCUCAAACGACUCUCUUUCCUCGUCUGCUUCUGGCCUCUGGGCGCAAAAGUCUUCCUCUGGUCUUUCCGGCUCUGCCUCUGCUCCUGACGCAUCUUCCUCGAAGGCGGGGUCAGCAGACCGCAGUGCGCCGCGAGGCGCGUGGAACCGAGGAGACUCCAGCAGCGAGAAGCCGGGGCUGAGCAGCCUGGGAGUUGCUGCAGGCUCUUGUGGAGGGCGGGGCGAGCGCGAACAAGGCCGAAGGCUGCGUGAGCGGAGAGGAAGAGCCGACGAGCUGGAGAGGGAGGCGCAGACGGCACAGAGUUCGAGGGGAGAAGAGCGCGAGACGAGGGCGUCGGACGCGAGUCGCGUGAACGACGGAUCCGCCUCCGGGUGUCGCAGAGACAGCGACAACCCUUCGGACAAAAUGGGGCGGAGGAACAAAGCCGAGGGAAAAGGAAAAGAGACAGGAGACAGAGAAGGCAGAGAAGACAGAGAGAGAGAGAAAGAAACGAAACAAGCGGGGAAACCCGCGACGGAAGGAGCCACCUCCGAGAACGUGCAAGCGACGACGCAAGCGUACAAGGCGAAGACAAAAACGAAAGUCGCGGUGCGCCUGCUGCCGCCGUCUGUGCGAGAGGAAGAGUUGUUCGCGCUCGUCGCGGAGUCCGUGCAGGAGAAAAUCGCCUGGACGCGAUUCGUCCCUGGCUGCCAGCACAAACCUGGCGAAUCCAGUCGGAACAGCACUUGGUACGUCAACUUCGCCGCUGAAGAGGACGCGGAAGAAUUCAUCAAGAGUUUUCACGGAAAGGCUUUCGUCGAUGAACGGCACAACACCUUUAAGGCAGUUGCUCGCCUGGCUCCCUACCAGAAAGUUCCUCGAAAAACUGGCCCGGACCGCCGCGAAGGCACCCUCGCGAAUGAUUCUCUCUAUCUCGACUUCCUGCGGGCUCUCAAUGACGGUACAGCAUUUGACCCACGCGCCGUGCCGCCUGGAUCCGAGGAGCUGGAGCCUGUCGUCGACGACGACGGAAUCACGCUCUCUUCCCUGGUUCUCGCGCUGCGAGAGAAGUACGGAGUCAAAACCAUGGUGAAAGGGUGUCCGUACACUCUCGCCAUGUGGCGCCGCACCUUCUCAGUCGCCGACCCCGACGAAGAAGAACGCGCUUCCUCUCGUACGACCUACGAGUCUGAGAGAAGAGACGCGAACGGAGAACUCGGCGUCCGCCGACGUGGAAAAGGACCAGCGCGAGCGGGACGAGAAACCCGUCGCAUGCAAGCUGCUUCCGCGCCGAGUGUAGAGACAGCGGCUGCCUCGGGAGAGACGGGACUGAGGCGGCAGACGCCAGGUUCCUCUGUAACGCCCGCGAUAUCUGCUGAGGCGCCUCGCCCGACUCCCGCCGCAGGCGCGACUGGCAGUGGAGCCCGAGGAGGAGUCUGGCGCGCUCUCUUAGGCAUUCAGAAGAGGGCGACGACUGCCGGCGGAGCUGAGAAAGCCGAGAACGAGGAGGCAGCGAGGUCCAUCUCGGGAUAG